GUCAGACGGCGGCGAUGGAGAUGCGUUAUGUGUUACAGAAGAGGAAAUGGCUGGUGAAGAUGAAGACAUGCCAUCCUUCCCAUGCACACAGGACGGCCAGCCGGGGCCUCGCUGCAGCCGCUGCCAGAGGAAUCUGUCCUUACACACGUCUGUGCGGAUCCUUUACCUCUUCCUGGCCCUGCUCCUGGUGGCCGUGGCUGUGCUGGCCUCCCUAGUUUUCAGGAAAGUUGACUCUCUCUCAGAGGACAUCUCCUUGGCCCAGUCCAUUUAUGACAAGAAGCUUGUGUCUAUGCAAGAAAACCUCCAAGGACUGGAUCUGAACGCCCUCAACAACUGCUCGUUCUGCCAUGAGGCUGGGCAGCUGGGGCAAGAGAUCAGAAAACUGCAGGAGGAGCUGGAGGGAAUUCAGAAGAUGCUUCUGGCCCAGGAGAUCCAGCUGGACCAGACCUCACAGGCCCACGAACUGCUGUCCACCACUAACAGUCAGAUCACCCAAGAGAUGGGCAAUUGUUCCUUCUCCAUCCACCAGGUUAACCAGUCCUUGGGCCUCUUCUUGGCCCAGGUGAGAGGCUGGCAAGCCACCACAGGCAGCCUGGACCUCUCUCUGAAGGAUCUUGCCCAAGACUGCUAUGACGUCAGGGCUGCAGUGCAUCAGAUCAACUUUACUGUGGGGCAGACUUCAGAGUGGAUCUACGGGAUCCAGCGGAAGACAGAUGAGGAGACCCUGACCCUACAGAAGAUUGUCACUGACUGGCAGAACUACAGCCGGCUCUUCAGUAGCCUGCGCACCACCUCAGCCAAGACAGGAGAAGUGGUCAAGAACAUCCAGACCACCCUGGGCGCCUCCUCACAGCGCAUCAGCCAGAAUUCCGAGAGCAUGCAUGACCUGGUGCUGCAGGUCAUGGGCUUGCAGCUGCAGCUGGAUAACAUCUCAUCCUUCUUAGACGACCAUGAGGAGAACAUGCAUGACCUGCAAUACCACACCCGCUAUGCCCAGAACCGAACAGUGGAGAGGUUUGAGACACUGGAAGGACGCAUGACUUCUCAUGAGAUCGAGAUUGGCACCAUCUUCACCAACAUCAAUGCCACUGACAACCACGUGCACAGCAUGCUCAAGUACUUGGAUGAUGUGCGGCUCUCCUGCACGCUGGGCUUCCACACCCACGCCGAAGAGCUCUACUACCUGAACAAGUCAGUCUCCCUCAUGCUGGGCACCACAGACCUGCUCAGGGAGCGCUUCAGCCUGCUGAGCACCCGGCUAGACUUCAACGUCCGCAACCUCUCCAUGAUCGUGGAGGAGAUGAAGGCCGUGGACACACAGCAUGGAGAAAUCCUUCACAAUGUCACCAUCCUAAGAGGUGUCCCCGGCCCUCCAGGACCAAGAGGACUCAAGGGAGAUGUGGGCAUGAAAGGGCCUGUUGGCAGCAGAGGACCAAAAGGAGACGCAGGCAACUUAGGCCCCCCAGGGCUUCAGGGUCCUCAGGGGCAGCCUGGGGAUGCCGGACCUGUGGGAGAACGGGGGCCAGUUGGCCUGAGAGGUGUCCCAGGCCUCAAAGGCUCAAAAGGCAGUUUGGGAACUGGAGGGCCAAGAGGACAGCCAGGCCCCAAAGGGGAUGUGGGGCCCCCCGGACCAGAGGGGGCCCCAGGGCCAGAGGGGCCCCCAGGGUCUCAGGGAAAACCAGGUAUCGCAGGGAAGACAGGGUCACCAGGCGAGCGGGGGCCCAUGGGGCCUAAGGGUGAACCAGGGAUCCAGGGUCCUCCUGGCCUCCCCGGACCCCAAGGCUCACCAGGGAGCCAGAGUCCCUACUGAAGAGGGGCUAGUCCAGGACACUGCCACACAGAAUGCC
This is a messenger RNA of Orycteropus afer afer, 1847 nucleotides long. It is a transcript of the gene SCARA3, whose product is annotated as scavenger receptor class A member 3. The record is from RefSeq and is a predicted model, not a curated record. NCBI's taxonomy places the organism in Eukaryota, Metazoa, Chordata, Mammalia, Tubulidentata, Orycteropodidae.